Messenger RNA from Fusarium odoratissimum NRRL 54006, 237 nucleotides. RefSeq lists its product as uncharacterized. The record is from RefSeq and is a predicted model, not a curated record. NCBI's taxonomy places the organism in Eukaryota, Fungi, Ascomycota, Sordariomycetes, Hypocreales, Nectriaceae. Bases 1 to 237 code for a protein of 78 amino acids. The transcript has 2 exons.
AUGGCCACCUACACCACCAUGGAAGGUCCUCAGCAUAUUGCUAUUCGAGAGCUUGAUCUGAGGGCCUGCCACCCAAGCACGGUUGUCGAUAGAGUUGGUGCUGUUCCAGUUUUGAAGACAAGUGCUGGGCCUUGUCCUGGUGUAAGAGCCCCCUGUCGCCCGGUUACUAUGGCCACCACCAAAGACUACCCUGGUCACAACCUUGAGCACACGACAGUUCGUAUAGGCCUGACUUGA